This is a messenger RNA of Osmia lignaria (orchard mason bee), 1747 nucleotides long. It is a transcript of the gene Mcad, whose product is annotated as Medium-chain acyl-CoA dehydrogenase. Gene Ontology annotation, cellular component: cytoplasm; mitochondrion. Gene Ontology annotation, molecular function: flavin adenine dinucleotide binding; medium-chain fatty acyl-CoA dehydrogenase activity. The record is from RefSeq and is a predicted model, not a curated record. Gene Ontology annotation, biological process: medium-chain fatty acid catabolic process. Lineage: Eukaryota; Metazoa; Arthropoda; Insecta; Hymenoptera; Megachilidae.
GCUCAAAAUAGUUUAAAUAAUCAUUUAAACAGCAGGAUAACGUUAAUUGAACUUUGAACUGUUUUAAUUUAAUAUAAGUGUACUUUGAUCUUUAUUAGCAAUCGGUAUUUGUUAUUUGAUUUUUGAAGAUUGCAGAUAAAGCAAGUGUUCCAUAUGAAGAGUUUGUGAUUCAUAAGUUAAUUUAAAAAUAAUUGUAACGUUGUCACUUUCAUAUUAAGGAAUAUUUGUUUCAAUAUAAUAAAAGCAAAAGGUGUCAAAAUGUUUUCACGUUCGAUAUUGAAAAAGAUAACACAUCAGAAAGUAAUGCGAGCAUUUUCAACAUCUGAUCUUGCCACAGGGUAUAACUUUGAAUUAAAUGAAACACAAAAGGAAAUGCAAGAAUUGGCACGAAAAUUUACAAAAGAAGAAAUUAUUCCAGUAGCAGCUGAACAUGAUAGAACUGGAAAAUAUCCAUGGGAUAUUAUUAAAAAAGCAUGGGGUUUGGGACUUUUAAACAAACAUAUUCCUCAACACUGUGGAGGAAUGGAAGUUAGCACUUUCGAUGGUUGUUUAGUUGCAGAGGAAUUUGCUUAUGGUUGUACAGGAAUAUCAACUGCAUUGGAGGGAUCAGGAUUAGGUCAAGCACCAGUAAUUGCAGCUGGAACAAAAGAACAACACAAGAAAUAUCUUGGAAGACUCCUUGAAGAACCACUUGUUGCUGCCUAUUGCGUUACCGAACCUGCCGCUGGAUCAGAUGUAGCAGGUAUUAAAACAAAAGCUGAAAAGAAAGGAAAGGAAUGGAUUCUUAAUGGUACAAAAAUGUGGAUAACUAAUGGAGGUGUUGCUAAUUGGUAUUUCGUAUUAGCAAGGUCAAAUCCUGAUCCAAAAGCGCCAGCUGGCAAAGCUUUUACAGCUUUUAUUGUUGAACGGGAAAGCGAAGGUUUAACACCUGGUCGUAAAGAAAUAAAUAUGGGUCAAAGAGCUUCUGACACUCGAAUGAUAACAUUCGAAGAUGUUCGCGUUCCAGAAGAGAAUGUUUUAGGCAAGGAAGGCGAAGGAUUUAAAAUCGCUAUGAAGACUUUCGAUAAAACGAGACCCAUGGUUGCAUCUGCGUCCGUUGGAUUAGCUCAGAGAGCAUUAGAUGAAGCUACAAAAUAUUCAUUAGAACGUAAAACUUUUGAUAAAGUAAUAGCUGAACAUCAAGCUGUAGCGUUUAUGCUCUCCGAUAUGUCGAUUGCUGUUGAAACAGCUAGACUUGCAUGGAUGAAGUCAGCUUGGGCUGCUGAUAAUAACCUUCCAUCAGCUACAUUGCUUGCUAGUAUUGCAAAAUGUUACGGUGGUGAUGUUGCUAAUAAAUGUGCAACAGAUGCAGUACAAAUUUUCGGUGGCGCUGGAUUCAAUAGCGAAUAUCCGGUAGAAAAAUUAAUGCGAGAUGCAAAAAUUUAUCAAAUCUACGAAGGCACUGCCCAAAUUCAAAGACUUAUAAUCUCACGUCAUCUACUUAAUCAAGCUAAACAAAGAGCUACAUAAAUGGUUGAGUGUGCAGUAGUGCAUUAUCGUCAUUAUGUACUGAGGUAGUUUUUUUAUAUGCAAUUUCAUAUUUUUUUAUGAUAUUUUAUAUUUAUAUUUAAUCAAUUUCAGUAACUAUGUUACUACUCACAAAUAUUUGGCAUAUAUAAUAUAUAUUCUAAUACCUAUAUACAUAUAUAUUUUUAUAACACUUUGUAUGAUUGUUAUUAAACAUUAAAAUUUUACAAAUUGUUAUUUC